UUCCGUUUUUCCCGGUGUAGAGUGGAGCAAGCUAUUUUGGCUGCUGCAGGCAGUGGCAGGAUGACAUAGGGGAGACUUUACCGGUCUGCAGCUAAAGCGUGGAGGAACUGCACCUUAGACCAGAGAUUUGAGGACACAGGAUACCAGGGUGAAUCGCCAUGACGACAGAACCAAAUUCAGAGUCUAGCGCGGACCAGCAGGAGGCCAGUGCGGCUCCGCCACUGGAGGCGGACUCUUUUCCCCCGGCUGCCGCCCACAGCACGCCUGUCAGGAAAGAGCAGAACGGCGACGAGAGAGCGGAGGGAGGCGUGGUCCCACAGGGGAAUCAGCUGGAGCCAUCGCAGGCGGAGGAGGACAGGACCUCGUACAGGUCGUCCACCAGUAAGCUGUCCAGGUCUCCCGGUGGAGGACGGAGUGUCCGCAGCUCCAGGAACAUGCAGUGCAAGGUCACCCUGCUUGAUGGCUCCGCCUACACCUGCAUGGUGGAGAAACGGGAGAGAGGCCAUGUGUUAUUUGACAAAGUGUGUGAGCAGCUCAACCUCCUGGAAAAGGACUACUUUGGCAUCACAUUCCGGGACAUCGAAAACCAAAAGAACUGGUUAGACCAAUCCAAGGAGAUGAAGAAACAGAUCAGAGGAGCCGCCUGGAAUUUUUCAUUCAAUGUGAAGUUCUACCCUCCAGACCCUGCCCAGCUGUCUGAGGAUAUUACAAGAUAUUACCUGUGCCUCCAGUUGAGGGAUGACGUGGUGUCUGGGCGUCUGCCAUGCUCUUUCGCCACCCACACGGUGCUGGGAUCCUACACGGUUCAAUCAGAGUUGGGGGACUACGAUCUCGAGGAGUCUGGGACGGACUACGUCAGCGAGUUCCGCUUCGCCCCCAACCAGACCAAGGAGCUGGAGGAGAAGGUCAUGGACCUGCACAAGAACUACAAAGGAAUGACGCCAGCUGACGCUGAGAUGCACUUCCUGGAAAACGUGAAGAAGCUGUCCAUGUACGGAGUUGACCUGCACCAUGCCAAGGAUUCUGAGGGUGUUGAGAUCAUGUUGGGCGUGUGCUCUAGCGGUCUUCUGAUCUACCGUGACCGCCUGCGCAUCAACAGGUUCGCCUGGCCCAAGGUCCUCAAGAUUUCCUAUAAAAGGAAUAAUUUCUACAUCAAAAUACGCCCCGGAGAGUUUGAGCAGUUUGAAAGCACCAUCGGGUUCAAGCUCCCCAACCAUCGGGCGGCCAAGAGACUAUGGAAAGUCUGCGUGGAGCACCACACCUUUUUCAGGUUGGUGUCUCCAGAAACUCCCCCCAAGAAGUUCCUAAAUCUGGGCUCUAAGUUCCGAUACAGUGGGAGAACCCAGGCCCAGACGCGACGAGCCAGCUCCCAGAUCGUCCGUCCGGCGCCCCGCUUCGAGCGCUCCACCAGCAAGCGCUACAUCAUGUCGCGCAGCCUGGACGGAGCUCCGCAGAGUACACCCAAAAGGAGUUCACCCAAAAGGAGUUCACCCAAUAGGAGUUCACCCAAUAGGAGUUCACCCAAUAGGAGUUCACCCAAUAGGAGUUCACCCACAAGGAGUUCACCCAAAAGGAGUUCACCCAAAAGGAGUUCACCCAAAAGGAGUUCACCCAAUAGGAGUUCACCCAAUAGGAGUUCACCCGAAAGGAGUUCACCCAAAAGGAGUUCACCCAAAAGGAGUUCACCCAAAAGGAGUUCACCCAAAAGGAAUACCCCCCAGUCUGUAUCCCCGAGAAUUGAACCAACUGCUAGUUUUAACGUCGCUAAACCAACAGAGAUGGGCUCGGACCUAUACGGAAGGGCGAAGGGCAUCGCCAUGAGCGACCUCAUCACCACCGUGACACCGGAGAAAAGGGUGGAGGAGAGGAAGGCAGAGGAAGAGGUGGAAGUAAAGGUGGAGGUAGAGGUGGAAGUAGAGGUGGAAGUAGAGGUGGAAGUAGAGGUGGAGGUGGAGGAGGAUGAGACCACGAAAGCCACCGAGAUCUCUCUACCAAGUCCAACCUCUCCCAUUCGACACGACACCAAGACUGAACUGACUGACGCUGGUGUUGAUGGUGAACUGACAGCCACGGAGUCGGACCAGGAAGAUGAGUCCGAGUUAAAGACACAGGUAUGCUAACUAAAGUACCUUAACACUCAUUACCACUCAUUUCAUCCACAGCUGGUCAAACGACCAUUUCACCCAAAACCUGUGAGCCUGGGAUUCAAAAUCACUGAAGGCUGCACAAUCAACAGCUGCAAUCGAUGAGGAGAUAUAGAUUUGACAUGUAAUAAAAUCUAACGGACUGUCGUUUUCUUUCCAGAACAGUCUCAUAAGAUGAAUAAAGCAGGAGAAUGUGUUUGUCAGACAUAGUGUGCUGAUGUUAGAGGUUGGUAUUGUAUGGAACAGCAGGCUAGUGCAUGGUGGGGACUUGGUUUGGACAGUAACAGUGGAUUUACCAUUUUUUAUGUCAUCAACAUGAGGGGUUUGUAACAGGUAGCUGUUAUAACAGACAACAUGAGGGGUUUGUAACAGGUAGCUGUUAUAACAGACAACAUGAGGGGUUUGUAACAGGUAGCUGUUAUAACAGACAACAUGAGGGGUUUGUAACAGGUAGCUGUUAUAACAGACAACAUGAGGGGUUUGUAACAGGUAGCUGUUAUAACAGACAACAUGAGGGUUUGUAACAGGUAGCUGUUAUAACAGACAACAUGAGGGGUUUGUAACAGGUAGCUGUUAUAACAGACAACAUGAGGGGUUUGUAACAGGUAGCUGUUAUAACAGACAACAUGAGGGGUUUGUAACAGGUAGCUGUUAUAACAGACAACAUGAGGGUUUGUAACAGGUAGCUGUUAUAACAGACAACAUGAGGGGUUUGUAACAGGUAGCUGUUAUAACAGACAACAUGAGGGGUUUGUAACAGGUAGCUGUUAUAACAGACAACAUGAGGGGUUUGUAACAGGUAGCUGUUAUAACAGACAACAUGAGGGGUUUGUAACAGGUAGCUGUUAUAACAGACAACAUGAGGGGUUUGUAACAGGUAGCUGUUAUAACAGACAACAUGAGGGUUUGUAACAGGUAGCUGUUAUAACAGACAACAUGAGGGGUUUGUAACAGGUAGCUGUUAUAACAGACAACAUGAGGGGUUUGUAACAGGUAGCUGUUAUAACAGACAACAUGAGGGUUUGUAACAGGUAGCUGUUAUAACAGACAACAUGAGGGGUUUGUAACAGGUAGCUGUUAUAACAGACAACAUGAGGGGUUUGUAACAGGUAGCUGUUAUAACAGACAACAUGAGGGUUUGUAACAGGUAGCUGUUAUAACAGACAACAUGAGGGGUUUGUAACAGGUAGCUGUUAUAACAGACAACAUGAGGGUUUGUAACAGGUAGCUGUUAUAACAGACAACAUGAGGGGUUUGUAACAGGUAGCUGUUAUAACAGACAACAUGAGGGUUUGUAACAGGUAGCUGUUAUAACAGACAACAUGAGGGUUUGUAACAGGUAGCUGUUAUAACAGACAACAUGAGGGGUUUGUAACAGGUAGCUGUUAUAACAGACAACAUGAGGGGUUUGUAACAGGUAGCUGUUAUAACAGACAACAUGAGGGGUUUGUAACAGGUAGCUGUUAUAACAGACAACAUGAGGGUUUGUAACAGGUAGCUGUUAUAACAGACAACAUGAGGGGUUUGUAACAGGUAGCUGUUAUAACAGACAACAUGAGGGGUUUGUAACAGGUAGCUGUUAUAACAGACAACAUGAGGGGUUUGUAACAGGUAGCUGUUAUAACAGACAACAUGAGGGGUUUGUAACAGGUAGCUGUUAUAACAGACAACAUGAGGGGUUUGUAACAGGUAGCUGUUAUAACAGACAACAUGAGGGGUUUGUAACAGGUAGCUGUUAUAA
This is a messenger RNA of Oncorhynchus keta (chum salmon), 3885 nucleotides long. RefSeq names its product band 4.1-like protein 3. Bases 159 to 2120 code for a protein of 653 amino acids. The record is from RefSeq and is a predicted model, not a curated record. Lineage: Eukaryota; Metazoa; Chordata; Actinopteri; Salmoniformes; Salmonidae. Gene Ontology annotation, cellular component: cytoskeleton; plasma membrane. Gene Ontology annotation, molecular function: cytoskeletal protein binding. The transcript has 17 exons.